Cinclus cinclus is the source of this 6024-nucleotide messenger RNA. It is a transcript of the gene MRC2, whose product is annotated as mannose receptor C type 2. The transcript has 29 exons. The record is from RefSeq and is a predicted model, not a curated record. NCBI's taxonomy places the organism in Eukaryota, Metazoa, Chordata, Aves, Passeriformes, Cinclidae. Gene Ontology annotation, molecular function: signaling receptor activity. Bases 287 to 4951 code for a protein of 1554 amino acids.
CGGAGCCCCCCGGGCUCGGGCCGCACCCCGCUUUCUUGCAGUCGCUGGGCCGGGCCCCGGUCUGCUGACGCAGUGUCUGAGCCCGGCGCACACGCUUCGGGUUUUUUUCUUAUUUUAUUUUGUAACUUUUCCCCCUCCGCCCUCCCUCCCCCUUUCUUGCCCUCCCUCUCCCGCUCGCGUCCCUCCUUCUCCUCCUCUUCCCCCCAUCCCCCACCCCGUCCGCGGCCCUGGCCCAGCAGGAGGGGCCCGAACGGAGCGGAGCGGAACGGAGCGGGCAGCGCCGGGGAUGGGGCGCGGCUCAGCGGGACCGUGGCCCGUCUGCUCCCCCCUGUGCCCCCCUCUCCGCGGCCCCCUCUGCUGCCUCCUCGGGCUCCAGCUGGUGCUCGGCGCUGCGCACCCAGACUCCAAAGUCUUUCUCAUCUACAACACGGGUGUGCAGGGCUGCCUGGAGACCAAGGACUCGCUGGUGCGCCUGGCCAAGGGCUGCAACUCCAGUGCUCCAACCCAGCAGUGGAAAUGGGUGUCCCGAAAUCGCCUCUUCAAUGUGGGGGCCAUGCAGUGCCUGGGGGUGUCAUGGCAUGGGGCCAACGCCACAGCAGGGCUGCACCUCUUGGCCACCUAUGAGUGUGACCGUGAGUCAGUCAACAUGCGCUGGAGCUGCCGUGGGCUCGGAGAGCAGCUCUCACAGCAUCUAGGUGCCCGCCUGGGCAAUUCCUCUCUGGACAGGGGGGACCAGGCACAUGGCUCACAGUGGAGGAUGUAUGGCACCGAGGAGGAUCUGUGCUCCAUACCCUACUCUGAGAUUUACACCAUCCAGGGCAACUCCCAUGGAAAGCCCUGCACCAUCCCCUUCAAGUACGACAACCAGUGGUUCCACGAGUGCACCAGCACGGGGCGGGAGGAUGGGCACCUCUGGUGUGCCACCACCCAGGACUAUGGCAAGGAUGAGCGGUGGGGCUUCUGCCCCAUAAAGAGCAAUGACUGUGAGACGUUUUGGGACAAGGACCACCUCACGAACAGCUGCUACCAGUUCAACUUCCAAUCAACACUGUCAUGGCGGGAAGCCUGGAAUAGCUGUGAGCAGCAAGGGGCCAACCUGCUGAGCAUCACAGAGAUCCAUGAGCAGACCUACAUCAAUGGUCUGUUGACUGGGUACAGCUCCACACUCUGGAUUGGGCUGAAUGACCUGGACAUCAAUGGAGGCUGGCAGUGGUCAGACAACUCACCCCUCAAGUACCUCAACUGGGAGAGUGACCAGCCCGACAACCCCAGUGAGGAGAACUGUGGGGUGAUUCGCACCGAGUCAUCUGGGGGAUGGCAGAACCGUGACUGUGGCAUUGCUCUCCCCUAUGUCUGCAAGAAGAAGCCCAAUGCCACGGCUGACCCCUUCCUGACGGACUUGUGGUCGGAGGUGAAGGUGGACUGCGAGCCCAGCUGGCAGCCCUUCCAGUCCAGCUGCUACCGGCUGGUAGGAGAGAAGAAGAGCUGGCAGGAGGCGAAGAAGACCUGCCUGCGGAGUGGGGGUGAUCUGGUCAGCAUCCACACCCUCUCUGAGCUGGAAUUUGUUACCAAGGAGAUCAAGCAAGAUGUGGAGGAGCUCUGGAUUGGCCUAAAUGACCUCAAGCUGCAGAUGAACUUCGAGUGGUCAGACGGGACGCCCGUGAGGUUCACAUACUGGCACCCCUUUGAGCCCAACAACUUCCGUGACAGCCUGGAGGACUGUGUGACCAUCUGGGGACCGGAAGGCAGGUGGAACGACAGCCCCUGCAACCAGACCCUGCCAUCCAUCUGCAAAAAGCCUGGUCGGGUGAGCCAGGAGAAGGAGGAGGAUGACCAUGGGUGCCGAAAGGGCUGGAAGUGGCACAGCCCGUCCUGCUUCUGGCUGGGUGAGGACCGUGUCCCCUACAGCGACGCCCGCAAGAUGUGCUCCGACUACAGCUCCACGCUGGUUACCAUCACCAACAGGUUUGAGCAGGCAUAUGUGAGCAGCCUCAUCUACAGCUGGGAUGGGGAGUAUUUUUGGACAGCUCUGCAGGACAUCAAUGAGACAGGCACGUUCCACUGGCUGAGCGGUGAUGAAGUGAUGUACACUCACUGGAACCGCAACCAGCCCGGUUACAACAAGGGUGGCUGUGUAGCCCUGGCCACUGGCAGCUCCAUGGGGCUAUGGGAGGUGAAGAACUGCAGCACCUUCAGGGCCAAGUACAUCUGUCGACAGAACCUGGGCACCCCAGUCAAUCCUGAACUGCCUGGUCCUUUCCCCACACCCAGCCUCACUGCCACCUGCCCCCCAGGAUGGAGCUCCGACCCCAAGCUCCGUCACUGCUACAAGGUGAAGGGGGGUUGGACAAGUCGGUGUGGGGAUGCACGUGCCUCCCCAGUGCAGGGGAGUGAAGGGGCACGUUUUGGUAAUUGGAAGGACCACCCCUCAACUCUGGCUGGGACUGGAUGGCAGCACUAUGCCCUGGGACAUGGCUGCCUGCAGGUGGGAACAGUGCUCUGCUUCUGUUCUGUGCUGCUGAAGAGCCUCCCAUGCUGUGGGUUUCUUCUUUCCCAGGUAUUCAACUUUGAAAAGCUGCAAGAGAAGAAGACGUGGAUUGCUGCACAGGAAUUCUGCCGGGAACUGGGGGCCCAGCUUCUCAGCCUAGGCAGCUACGAGGAGGAGCAUUUUGUUGCCAACACCCUCAACAAGAUUUUUGGGGAGUCAGAACCAGAGCUCCACGAGCAGCACUGGUUCUGGAUCGGCCUGAACCGGCGGGACCCUGCUGGGGACCAGAGCUGGAGGUGGAGUGACGGGCUGGGGUUUUUCUACCACAACUUUGACCGCAGCAGCUAUGAUGACGAUGACAUCCGGAGCUGUGCAGUGCUUGAUCUGGCCUCCCUGCAGUGGAUGCCGAUGCAGUGUGAAGCCCAGCUGGACUGGAUCUGCAAACUGCCCAAAGGUGCCGAUGUGAAGGAGCCGGAGAUCACGACGACCCAAGGCAGCAAAGAGUGGGUGAAAUACCAAGAGGCCGAGUACAAGUUCUUUGAACACCACUCAACAUGGCUGCAGGCACAACGCAUCUGCAGCUGGUUCCAGGCAGAGCUGACAUCAGUGCACAGCAAGGCUGAGCUGCACUUCCUGGGCCAGAACCUGAAGAAGUUCUCUAGGGGCCAGGAGCAGCACUGGUGGAUUGGGCUGCACACCUACGAGAAUGACGGGAGGUUCAAGUGGUCUGAUGGAUCCCUCCUCAACUUUGUCUCUUGGGCACCAGGCAAGCCUCGGCCCAUCAGCAAGGACAGGAAGUGUGUGUACAUGACAGCCAGCCGAGAGGACUGGGGGGACCAGAAGUGCAUGACGGCACUGCCUUACAUCUGCAAGCGGAGCAAUGGGACAGCUGUGAAGCCUUCCCUCCCUCCGGUACCUGCUGCCACGAGUGGGGGUUGUCCCCAAGGCUGGCUGCCCUUCCUCAGUAAGUGUUUCAGCUUCAAUGGCCACAACAAAGGCGAGAUAGUGAAGUGGCCAGAGGCGAAGAAGGUUUGCGAGAGCCAAGGUGCCAUCCUGGCUACCAUUGCCAGCCCCCUGGAGCAGGCCUUCAUCACAUCCAUGCUGCCCAACAUCUCUUUUGACCUCUGGAUUGGCCUGCACGAUGUCCAGGGGGAGUUCCAGUGGGCAGAGGGGGAGCCGCUGAGGCACGUGAGCUGGGCACCUGGAGAGCCCUCAGGCUGCAGCUCCUCCAGCCCCCAUGAGGAGCCGACCAACUGUGUUGUGGUGUGGCAUGGCUCACCCCCCCUCUUCACGGGACGCUGGGAUGACCGGAGCUGCCUGGAGGAGAAACAUGGCUAUGUCUGCCAGCGGAGCAUAGACCCGUCCCUGAGCCCUGCGCAGGCACCAUUCCCCCCUUCUCCUACUGGCACCCUCUUUUACCACAACAGCACUUACCGCAUCCUGCAGAAACCCCUCAGAUGGCAUGAGGCACUGCUGCUCUGUGAAACCCUCAAUGCCACCCUGGCCACCAUCCCCAACCCCUACAGCCAGGCCUUCCUCACACAGGCUGUCAGCAGUCUGCAGGCUCCCUUCUGGAUUGGGUUGGCCAAUGAUGAGGGAGGCAGGAGCUACUCGUGGCUGACCGGGGAGAACCUCAUCUACACCAACUGGCAGGAUGGGGAGCCCCAGCAGAUCACCGGCUGCUCCUACAUGGACACAGAUGGGAGCUGGCGCACAGCUGGCUGCGACACCAAGCUGCAGGGGGGCAUCUGCCAGCUCCAAACAGGUCACUCCCGCACAUACAAGUGGAGCUACAGUGGCAGCUGUCCCAAAUCACUGGAGGAUUCGUCCUGGAUCCCCUUCCGGGACCACUGCUACACCUUCCACAUGGAGAUUACCCUUGGGCAGAAGGACGCCACAAGGAGGUGCCAGAAAGUUGGCGGCACAGUGUUGUCCAUCCAGGAUGAGAUGGAGAACAUCUUUGUGUGGGAGCAUCUCCAGGCGUACGAGGGCCUUUCCAAGGGGGCCUGGCUGGGCAUGACCUUCAACCCCAAAGGUGGCACCUUGGUUUGGCAUGACAACACUGCCGUGAACUACUCCAACUGGGGCCAGCACGACACAGGGCCCAGCAUGCUUAGCCAGAACAGCUGCUACUGGAUCCAGAGCAGCAACGGCAUGUGGCAUCUAGGCUCCUGCACAAACGUAACCAUGGGGGUCAUUUGCAAGAUCCCCCGAGUGGAGGAGAGCAGCUUUUCCAGGGCAGCUCUGCCGGAGAACACAACAACCAUCACAGUGGUCGUGCUGUCGAUGCUGGCGCUGUGCACUGUGGUGGGCAUCGUUGUCUUCCUGUACAAACGCCGACAGAGUGCAGAGCGUGGCGCCUUUGAGAGCGCUCGCUACAGUCGCACCACCUCCAGCCCUAGUGAAUCUGCUGAGAAGAACAUCCUGGUAUCGGACAUGGAGAUGAAUGAGCAACAAGACUAAUAGCAGAGGGGACGCUGGGGAUGGGGACUUGGGGAGGAGGGAGGUCAGAGAGCAUCACACACUAUCCCCACGGUGCAUGGGGUAGGGGUGGCAGCCGGACUGGUGUGGCAGGGCAGGAAAAGGGGCUGGGGUCCAACCAGGUGGGCAAGAAGAGGGAGCCAGGGUCCCUCCUGUCCUGCAUUUCACUGCUGUUGCCUCUGGGCUUGUCCCCAGCUGCCGGGUUUUUUUCCUGCAGCAGCUGUGGAGGCAGUUUCAGGGCUAAAAGCUUUUGAGGAAAACUGCUGCACAAGUUUGAGAGCUUUCCAGCGACAUGAACUGGCUCCAAGACACCUUUUCCUUGGGAGAAGGCAAGCACAGGCAUUCCGGGCCCUGCAGCAGGCUCUUCCCCCCAGGAACUGAGCUGGUGUCUGUGAAGGCAUCCUCCCAGGCAAGAGGUCUCCAAAGCUGAUCUACCUCUGCUCUGUGUGCAGCAGCAAGGGCCCUGCCAACUCUCAGCCCCACCACUGUGCUGCUCCUUUCCUCUCUUCAGCCUCUUCCCCCACCUCCAGCAGGCACACUGUUGUAUCGAUCCAAGUGUGCACCCCCCCCCGAUCAGAGAUGGAAUCCCCCUCUCCUACCUGGCACAUUUUUUGAGCUGUGUCCAGCCCCACUGAGGCUGUGGCAGCUUCCCUGUUCUGCAAGCCAGAGCUUGUCCCAUUUUCUUUGGUGUCUGUGUUCCCACAAAUAACUGCCUGAGAGAGCACCAUGGCAAACUGCUGGCUCAGCCCCUCUGGUGGGAGCACCCUCAGCACCCCAGAUCCCACAGGAGGAGUUGGGGGCAAAGGCAGGAGAUGCUGCCAGAGAUUUGGGGCCACCCUCUGUGCCUUGUCAGGCAGGGAUGGCAUGGGGCUGGGCUCACUUGCCACUGGUGCCUUGUUGGGCACAGAGGGCCAAGGAUCAGUGCUGUAGGGUGGGGAGGAUUUGGAAGUUUUGGUGGUUCUGAAGUUGGUGAUUUGUUCUUUUAAGGAAAUGAUGAUAGCUUUUGUUGCUAUACUGUACUGAGUGCGUACUGAAUAUAUAUGCUUUUUCACACA